CUCCUUUAUAAACACGGCGAGGCUGACAGCGGCUCCAAAUUCAACGGGGAGAGAGUAGGCCGGGAAUGGAGGAGCAGUCGGCGGCGGCGCCGACCGCUGCUGCUGCUACUGCUGCUGCAGCGGCGGCGCCGAUGGGCGGGCAGGGGGAGAUCCACGGGCAGCGGAGAGCCAGCCUGGCCGAGGAGGAGCAGCUGCCGCCGCCGAUGAUCAGCGUGGACGUGGCCGGAGUCCUGGUGCAGUUCGUCAAGACUUUUGUGAUCAUCUUCCCGGUGUACGCUCUGGGCUACCUGGGGCUGAGCUUCAGCUGGGUGCUGAUCGGGCUGGUCGUCUUCUUCUGGUGGCAGAGGAACCGGGGCAACAAGCGCUCUCGCUUGUACAGGGCGCUGUCAUUCCUGGAGCACGAACACAAACCCGUGCAGGGUGACAUCUCCAGCACUGACCUGCCGGCGUGGGUUCACUUCCCAGACGUGGAGAGAGUGGAAUGGUUAAACAAGAUUGUGAAACACCUAUGGCCAUUUAUCAGUCAGUUUGUGGAGAAAUUGUUCAAAGAUACUAUCGAACCGGCUGUGAGGGGAGCAAACAGCCAUCUUAGUACCUUCUCCUUCACAAAGAUUGACUUGGGAACCAAGGCUUUGCGAAUAGAUGGAAUAAAAACGUAUAUAGAAAAUGUGGACAGCAGGCAAAUUAUAAUCGAUCUUCAAAUCAGUUAUGUUGGAAACUGCGAUAUAGACAUCGAGAUCAAAAGGUAUUUUUGCAGAGCUGGAGUGAAAGGCAUUCAGAUGAACGGCACACUUCGAGUAAUUCUGGAGCCCCUAAUUGGCGACAUGCCACUGAUUGGAGCGCUAACUCUCUUCUUUCUCCGCAGACCUUUACUUGCCAUUAACUGGACAGGACUAACAAAUCUUCUGGACAUCCCUGGGCUGAAUGGAUUGUCAGAUACCAUCAUCCUUGAUAUCAUGUCCAACUAUAUGGUGCUGCCCAAUCGUAUCAGUGUGCCACUUGUGAACGAGGUGCAGUUGGAACAGUUGCGGUUCCCAGUACCAAAAGGAUUCCUAAGGAUAUAUUUCAUUGAAGCUCAGGAUCUGAUGUGGAAGGACUCGUUUUUGAGGGGACUUGCAAAAGGAAAAUCUGACCCAUAUGGUAUUAUUCGUAUUGGUAACCAGAUGUUCCAAAGCAAAACCAUCAAGGAAAAUCUAAAUCCAAAGUGGAAUGAGGUUUACGAGGCACUGAUUUAUGAGACUCCUGGCCAGUUAAUGGAGAUUGAACUUUUUGACGAAGACCCAGACAAAGAUGAUUUCCUGGGCAGCCUCAUGAUUGACCUUGUUGAAGUUCAGAAGGAGCAGCUAAUUGAUCAGUGGUUUGAAUUGGAUGAAGCGAACAGAGGAAAGUUGCACUUGAAGUUGGAGUGGCUAUCCCUGCUGCCAAACACUGACCUGCUGUCUCAGGCAAUGGCUAGCACCAGAGCUCUUCAAGGAACUGCAAAUGAUGGGCUUUCUUCUGCCUUACUCAUCAUCUAUCUGGACUGUGCCAACAAUCUGCCAAGCAAUCCAUUUGAAUUUAACCCUGAAAGAUUGAAGAAGAGCAGUUUUAUCAAAUCAGCAAAGUUUGGGAAGAAAAUGAACAGUGAGCCGAACCCAUUGGUCCAAUUGUCCGUGGGGCAUAACACAUUUGAAAGUAAGAUCCGAUAUCGAACCACGAAUCCUGUCUGGGAGGAAGCGAUUACUUUCCGCAUUCACAAUCCACAGAUUGUGGACCUGGACAUUGAGGUUAAGGAUGACCGUCACCAAUGCCCACUCGGUUCAUUCAAUCUGCCUCUCAAACAGCUGCUGCAGGCGGAACAGCUAACGAUAAACGAGCGGUUCCCAUUGACCAACUCGGGUCCCACCAGCACUCUCAAGAUGAAGAUAAUGCUUCGAAUCCUUGCAGUUGAAAAACAAGACAAAGCUACAGGUCAUUCCUCCAUUCAAUUAAAGAAACAGUCAUCUCAAGGCAAGGACGGCAGUAGGUCCAACCAGCCGGUUGUCUCGACAGAAUCAAACAAAGGCGCCCCAGCUGUCCCUGCUGCUGACAGUGUCAAAAAAGUUGAGAAGGUGGACAAGGCGGAGACCAGUGCCUCUACCCUGAGCCCCCAGAGAUCCACAAGCUUUCCACCAACUUCUAUGGCCAACGUCACAUCCAGUGUAACAAGCUCUCCAUCGCACCUUGCGGCCAAAGAAUCGACCCCAAGUAUCGCCUCCGACGUGUCGCUACCCUUCGCUACACAAGAGUUACACCAGAGGCUGCGGCAACUGCAGAAUGGAACUACUCUUGGCCAGUCACCGCUGGGUCAGAUUCAACUGACUGUGCGCCACAGUUCUCAAAGAAACAAGCUCAUUGUGGUUGUACAUGCUUGCCGGAAUUUAAUAGCUUUUUCUGAGGAUGGUUCAGAUCCAUAUGUUCGAUUAUAUUUACUGCCUGACAAGAAAAGAUCAGGAAGGAGAAAAACAUCUGUGUUGAAAAGACAGCUAAAUCCAGUCUUUGAUGAAACGUUUGAGUUUGCUGUGUCACCUACUGAGGUACCGAAGAGGACUCUGGAUGUAGCUGUGAAAAACAGUGGUGGCUUUUUAUCAAGGGACAAAGGUUUGCUUGGAAAGCUAUUAAUAGAAAUGACAGAGGAAGUGACGAAAGGCUCUACACAGUGGUACGAUCUGACAGAAGAUGGUGCAAAGCAUCAGCCCCAGACCUAGAAGUACCAACCCAGUGUCGAUACCAUUGGUCUCCAAGGCUUUUAUUUGUUUUUUAAAAUUAUCCUGGGAGCACCAGCACCACACAAGGCUUUGCACACGUGCCAAUGAAUGCACCACAGAUUUUUCAGAAAAUGUCAUCUUCCCCAUAUGUACUUCACUCGGUUUUAGUAUUGCUUGUUGCAUUUUAAAAACACCUACUUUUAUUGGUUAAGAGUUUAAAAAAUAAAAUUAAACCAAUUAUUGAUAGCACAGUGCAUGGUGUACAUGCUAACUGUGUCCCCUUGGUCAUAAAAUAUUUCCUAUUCAAGACUGUAAAUUACUGCAAGGCAGAAUGUUGAUCCAGGAUUACUUCUGACUUAAUUUCUGUAGGUUUGCAAUGUAUAAUGUGUAAAUACAGCAAAUGUGAUUUAUGUAUUGAGUAUGCAAUGUCUGAAGUAUAUGGAAGGAAGGAUAUUGCAUUUAUUAAAAUGGUAGGCAUGUCUCACUGAGCAGUUGCCUUGUGCUCUUUCUGGUAGCCACAUAUUUGUAGUGUCUAAUUCUACAUUGGAAUGUGUGCUGUGAAAUGAAAUACAUAGGCCUUACUGACUUAUCAGGUCUCCUAUGUUACACAGUGCACUUAGCAGCGAAAAAGGAAUACAAGCCAUGGAGCAGGAAACCUAAACUUUUCAUUUGACAAUCUGUGGAAAUCAGCACAGGGGUUCAAAACCAAUUAAUUGUUUUAGUUUUGACAUUCUACUGUGGAGCUGUGCGCAUAAUUUCAUGAACGCAUGAGGAAGGAGUAAACCACUUUGACAUUCAAUGUAUGAUCAUGGCUGAUUCAAUUGUUCCCUUAGCACUGCAUUCCCACCUACCACUGGAAACCACUCUUAUCAAGAAUCUAUCUACCUCUGUCAUAAAACUAUUCAAAGACUCGCUUUUCACUGUCCUUUCAGGAAGUUAGAUACUCAACCCUCUGAGAGAAAACAUUGCGCCUCGUCUAACUUAAUGGGUGACCCUUUCUUUUUUUUAAAGUGAACACUAGCUCAAGGUUCUCUCACAAAAAGAAUCAUCCUCUCUGCAUCCACCCUGUGAAAACCUCUCAGGAUCUUGGAUGCUUCAAAUUUCCCCUUGCUCUUCUGAACUCUGACAUAUACACGCCUAGUAUGUCUAACCUCUCCUCAUAAGACAACCCAUCCUUCUGCCUAUUAGUUUGGUAAAGCUACUUUGAACUGUUUUCGAUAUAUUUCCAUUAUUCCUUUAAUAAGGAGACCAAUAUUGUACCAGGUGUGGCCCAUUAUAACUGAACCAUAAUCUCCUUUUAUAUUCAAUCCUUUGCAAAAAGUAACAUUCUGUUAGUUUUCUCAUUUAUUUGCUUUACCUUCAUAUUAGCCUUUUGCAAAUUAUGGAUCAGAACACCCAGAUCCCUUUAUAUCUCAGGGCGUCGCAAUCUUUCACCAUUUAGAUAAUAUACUGAUAAAUGCUUCCUGCCAAAAUGGUGAGUUUCACAUUUUCCCACAUUAUACUGCAUUUGCCCACUUACUUAGCUGACCUACAUACCCCUUUGUAGUCACCAAAUGUCCUGGAAGUUCUUUGCUCGGACAUUUAUCCUCAACCUCUACAGUUGUGUUGUGUUCUUCCUGUAAACAUUCACGAUUCCCUGAUCUACUGUUUCCAGACUGUUCAGUUCAUGUUUAAGGAUGCAUUGAUUUUUGUCCUCGGUUUCCUUUCUCUGUCGGCAUGCAUGAAGUCCGAACCCAGCCCUUUAGGAAAUCAGAAUAAAUAUUCCCAGAUACGUUGUUUAUGAGCCAUGCCACUCUAUUAUGAAACUGGUUUCCCAUUCUACAAAUAUUGUAUAUUGUAUAUUUGUCACACAUGACAAAAGUCCAUUUUACGCUUCAAAACACGUUUGAGACAUUGCUAUUCUUUUAAAUGCAGAAAGGCCCGUUAUAUUAGAUAAAGAUGGAAAACACUGGAAAUACUCAGGCAGCAAUGGUGGACGGAGAAACAAAGUUAAUGUUUCAGGUCAAUUACUCUUCAUCAAAGCAUAUUUUGUUUGUUCUUUUAGGCAUCGCUCAUAGUUUCAUUCACCCCAGUACGUUUAAAUGGUAAGCUGAAAGGUUCAUAACUUCUUUGUUAAGUGGGUUAUUGGUAUUUAAUUCUGGAUAUUUAACGUUGCAUCUACCCUAACUUAUUUUGUUCCUACAGUAUUAUGGGGUUUUGAGCUUUAUUUUUGAGGUUUUGUCGUUACAUAUGAAGUCCCCAAAACACACUAAACUUGGUUUUACUUGAGCAGAAUUAUCAUCUUUUGUUAUCAAUAUUAUUUGCUGCAGUCCUAUUUAUUUCAUACGAUCAUUGAGCUAAUUAUAUCCUCCACUCUCAAUCUCCAUUUGAUUGUAGGUUGGCUUGAUUGCUGCUCUGAAAGUACAUUGUUCAAGCCAAACAUAGCAAAGCUUGACAGAACUGGUGACAGAAGGCCAGCAGAAAAUGAUGAAACUUGAAUCUGAAAUCAAAUAUUGAGUGCAUUAAUAAAAUAUAGCCGAGUUGUGCAAUUUGAAAGAUCCUUUGUUUGCAUCUUCAUAAUGCGGUUAAUAUUUGUUUUAUGCUGCUCAAAGCAAAACUUAUUUCCAAAUCGAUGAAAAUAUUCUGUUUUUAUGGCAACUGGUUUCUAGUUCAUUAAUUUAAAAAUUAUUUAAUUCAGCUGAUUUUAAAAUAUUGCAAAUAAUGUUUUAAAAAUACUGCAAAUAAUGGGUAUCAGUACAUUUUUCUGUGUUGUCAACACAAUGGCGGUAUUUUGUCAGUUCUAUCAUGUUCUAAAGAUAGCUGACGAUGACAUUCGUAGUGCAAGUUAUUCUUCUGGUAUAUUAACAUUUUAAUUGACGCUUUUAAAGGCCUUCUAUUCAGAAACAUCAAAAAGAAAAUUCCAACGAAUUGGAAUGAUCAUACCACACAAUGCUCAAUGAGAUUUCUCCUGCAAUUUCCCUGAAAAGUGCACUCUGUAACUUCUAUUUUGUGUUGAACAUUGUUCGAAGAACAUUGCGGUUGAGUCAGCCAAGUCUAUUUGUUCAAGCUACCGUUGUCUGCUCCAUGCAGGUAUUACUGUGCCUUAAAUAUUGAUGUAUAAAAAUAUUAUGGACACUGAUUCAUAUUUGAGGAUAGUCAUACUUGAUAGAUUUGUUUUAUAGCUGUUGUAUUUAUGACUUUUUUUGCUGAACUGUUAAUGCAUCAUAGCAUAAAGUAUAUAUAUUUUUUCCCUUCGUCACAAGAAUGGAAAAAGUGUUCAGCCGUAUCAGUGCGGUGUCACCUGAUGACAAAGGUUGUCUUUUCUCACUCUAUCUGCAUAACCUCAAACAAUGAUUUAAUGGGAUUGCCAAAUUAGGGGCCACUAAUUUGUCCUAUGUGGAUUUCUUGGUACAAAUAAAGGAUCUGCCACAUGUUCAAAUUAUUUCCCUAUCAAAGGUAGAAACAAAUAUUGGCCCGGGGUGUGCAAUGGAAUAUUUUUGUGAUAUCUGUGCAUUGGCUUGCUUGAAAUUAUAAUCUUAUUUUGUAAAAAUGCUUUGCAAUGCCAAUGGAAGAAAUUCAGAAGAAAGGAAUUGACAGUAAGAGAACUAAAGCCAAAGUCUAUCAUUGUUUGGAAAUCAUCAGGUUUUUGGUCCUGGUAUCUUCACUGAAAUGUAAUUUUUUCAGUUGUGUUCAACAUGUUACAGUGUGCCGUGCUUGAUAUCCUGUCUUCUACAUCAAUUGCAUCUGCUGCCAGCAAUGUACAAUCAAUAAAAAAAUUAAGAAAA
Molecule: messenger RNA, 6490 nt
Organism: Leucoraja erinaceus (little skate)
Lineage: Eukaryota; Metazoa; Chordata; Chondrichthyes; Rajiformes; Rajidae
Gene: esyt2b
Product: extended synaptotagmin-like protein 2b
Exons: 23
Coding region: 66-2726 (886 amino acids)
Biological process (GO): lipid transport
Molecular function (GO): lipid binding
Source: RefSeq, a predicted model, not a curated record